This is a messenger RNA of Aspergillus novofumigatus IBT 16806, 1824 nucleotides long. RefSeq names its product MFS transporter. Gene Ontology annotation, molecular function: fluconazole transmembrane transporter activity. Lineage: Eukaryota; Fungi; Ascomycota; Eurotiomycetes; Eurotiales; Aspergillaceae. Gene Ontology annotation, biological process: xenobiotic detoxification by transmembrane export across the plasma membrane. Bases 1 to 1824 code for a protein of 607 amino acids. The record is from RefSeq and is a predicted model, not a curated record. The transcript is spliced from 2 exons.
AUGGCUGGCUUUGAAGGCGAGGCGCCCCAAGCCUCCAAGAUCCCGUACUGGCGCUUGGUCUUUGAUCAAAAGGUGGUCACGAACGAGGUGAUCAAUCAUCCUUACGCUGGACGAGGCACCGAUGAUGAUCCCUUUGUUGUUGUUUGGAUCCCUGGUGACUCGCGCAAUCCGAUGAAUUUCAGCUCUAUGCUGAAAUGGUCGCUCACGAUCUUGGUCUCCUUGGCUACCCUGGCGAUUGCGCUGAUAUCUUCUGCCUACUCGGGAGGCAUGGCCGAGGUCAUGAGAGAGCUGGGCUCUUCAAGAGAAGUCACCACUCUAGGAAUAUCCCUUUUCGUCCUUGGAUUUGCGUUCGGACCGCUGAUUUGGGCACCGAUGAGCGAAGUAUUCGGUCGACGCAACGUUUUCACCCUCACUUUCUGCUUACUUACUGCCUUUAAUGCCGGAUGUGCCGGUUCUGGGAAUAUCCAGACAUUGAUCAUACUGCGAUUCUUGGCUGGUUUCUUCGGAUCGUCUCCCUUUGGCAAUGCAGGUGGAAGUAUUGCCGAUAUGUUCCCCGCCGCCAAACGGGGCAUUGCUAUUAGCCUCUUCUCUGCAGCACCUCUUUGCGGACCAGCUAUCGGCCCAAUUAUCGGAGGUUUCCUCGGCUCUGGCGCUGGUUGGCGCUGGGUGGAAGGGUUCUUGGCCAUCUUUUCGGGUAUCAUCUGGAUAUGCCUUUGUGUGUUUCUGCCCGAAACAUACGCCCCGGUUCUCUUGCGCAGACGCGCCGAAAGGCUCUCUGAACUGAGUGGCAAGGUCUACCGUAGUAAGCUGGAUAUUGAACGAGGUAAACUGUCGCUGCAGCAGACUUUGACUACAGCACUGUCGCGGCCAUGGCGUCUCCUGUUUCGUGAGCCUAUCGUGUUUCUGUUUUGCAUAUAUAUGGCUAUCAUCUACGGCAUCUUAUACCUUUGCUUUGCCGCCUUUCCAAUCGUCUUUCAGGAGGCCCGCGGUUGGAAUGAGGGUAUCGGAGGAUUGGCUUUUCUAGGGAUCCUGGUCGGUAUGAUCAUCGCUGUCAUCUACACAUUUCCAGAGAACAUGCACUACGCCAAAUUGUGCAGACAAACAACGGGUCGCCUUCCCCCCGAAGUCCGUCUGCCUCCAAGUAUCGUCGGUGCUAUUGCCUUGCCCAUCGGUCUUUUCUGGUUCGCCUGGACCAACUCGCCCUCAAUUCACUGGAUGGCCUCGAUUGCCGCCGGAGCACCCUUCGGAUUCGGGCUAGUUCUCGUGUUUCUCAGCGUAUUCAACUACCUGAUCGAUGCAUAUACGAUCUACUCGGCGUCCGUACUCGCAGCAAACUCCGCUCUCCGGUCUCUCUUUGGCGCAGCCUUUCCCCUCUUCACCAGCUACCUCUACUCAGGGCUGGGAAUCCAUUGGGCGUCAUCGAUUCCUGCAUUCCUGUCACUAGCCUGCGUCCCGAUCCCCAUCGUGUUUUAUCUAUACGGUGCGCGCAUACGGAAGCGCUGCCGCUACGCCGCCGAGGCCGAUGCAUUCAUGCAACGUCUUACGCAGAGCAAUCAGCAGGAAGCUCGGCGCGAAGAGCCUGUCAUCGAGAAGACCGAUGCCGAGGUGGAGGCGGCUGCGGUUGACGUCGAAAGCGAUAGUGAGACUGGCAGCCUGUCCAGUGUUCCAUCUGUGAUUGAUAUGAGCAGGAGGGCGUCUCGAGCGUCGAAAAUGUCUGGGCGCUCGCUGGCUCGCACGGCGACUCAGUACGAGGAGAAUCCGUAUGAUAUCGAUCGAAUAAACACUCGCAAUUCCGCUGUCAGUGGAUGUUGUCAGAAGGAUUAG